AUGAGCAUGAGAACUAUCGUUUACGUUAGUGAUUAUGCCACUGAUGUUUGUGAUGCCCUACCUUCCAAUGAGUCUCGACAGUCGAUGGUAAUGGACUUGUUAAAAGCAUAUGGUCUUGAUGAUGAUGUCAUUUGUUUCAAGGCCGCAAACAAACGGGAACUUACUAGUUUUCACAGUGAAGAAUUUAUUGAUGUUGUGCUAUCUAGCGACAUGGAAAACCGUCAAAAGGAUAAAUUUGGCCUUCAAGACGACUGUCCUAUAUUUGAAGGUUUGGCUGAAUAUGUAAAAGUAGUUGCGGGAUCAACUUUGACUUGUGCUAAUCAUUUACUACUUAAUGAGGAAGUGGCAAUCAAUUGGUAUGGGGGUAGACAUCAUUGUGGAAAGAAUCUGGCCCAAGGAUUCUGUUAUGUCAAUGAUAUAGUUUUGGGUAUAAACAGAUUGAGACAUAAAUACAAAGAAGUGUUCUAUAUUGACUUGGAUUUACACCAUGGAGAUGGAGUUGAGAAAGCUUUUAGAUAUUCCAAGAAUGUUACUACUUGUUCUUUACAUAGAUAUGAUGUUGGAUUCUAUCCCGGUACAGGUUCAUUGAAAGACAAUACUGAUUCUGUGAUCAAUGUUCCCCUUCGAAAGGGGUUAAAUGGUGAAACUUUGAAUAAACUUAUGGACGAAUUGAUAUUUCCUAUACUCAGACGCAAGCAACCAGAAGUGUUGGUGAUUCAAUGUGGAUGUGACGGGCUUUUGAGUGAUCCUGCAAAAGAGUGGAAUCUCACUAUUGAAGAUUAUGGUCAAAUUAUUAAGAAAAUCAAUGAUAAUUUCCCGGUACCUAAGUUAAUCCUUGGUGGAGGGGGUUAUAAUCAUUCUGAAACAGCCAAAUGUUGGACUUAUAUAACAAAAAUAUUGAAAGCUGAUGACACAGAGUUUGAUAUGAUACCUGAUCAUAAAUAUGUGGAUGAGUACGAACCAUCGGGAUACCGAUUCUGGUAUCACGAAAAGAGUUUGAUGAAAGAUUAUAAUGACCAUGAAUACAUUAACCUGGUGAUAUCAUCUAUAAUUAAAAAUUUCACCUAA
This is a messenger RNA of Yamadazyma jaroonii, 1068 nucleotides long. The record is from the annotation of a GenBank genome assembly. NCBI's taxonomy places the organism in Eukaryota, Fungi, Ascomycota, Pichiomycetes, Serinales, Debaryomycetaceae.